This is a messenger RNA of Spirometra erinaceieuropaei, 1568 nucleotides long. NCBI's taxonomy places the organism in Eukaryota, Metazoa, Platyhelminthes, Cestoda, Diphyllobothriidea, Diphyllobothriidae. The record is from the annotation of a GenBank genome assembly.
AUGCUGCGAUUGUCUGUCCGUCAGUCUAUGCCACUAUCUGCUGAUAGCUAGGUGUUACGGUGCUUGACUUUUUGUGGUGCCCUCACUUUUGUCUCUGACUGAUGACUGUGUCCGCUUGUCCACUCUAGUUCUGAAGCCCAUAGCGUUAGGUAUUGUGUGUGCUCUCUCCUACUUCACUCCAUCACAUCACCAUCAGCACCAAGGUCCCAGGCUAAUUCUGGUCGUUCUCUCACUAACAAAAAGUCGUGGCCCAUAGUGGAGUCCGGCAGCCGUCUGGGAUAACCGGGCAGCCCUGUUCAGGGAUGCGCUGCCUGCCCCCGCGAGGGGGAGGGGGCUAGAAAAGGUGCCCUUAAGAUCGCUGGGAACCACGCUGUCUGUAGGUUGGCCGUGGCUGCAGACAAAAAACACACGGUCGAAACAGCCAAAACCGAAACAACAACAACAAUCACUCUAUUCCUCUUCCAGCCUAUUCUUCUCCUUCUUCUUCUCCUACUCCUACUGUUCGCCGCCGCAGUCGCCGGACUGGCAGGGAGAGCCCGCUCACUCUGGCAGCCGGAAAUGUUCGUUCCCUUUUAGACAAUCCGAGGAGCAACCGACCGGAACGGAGGACUGCGCUAGUGGCACGAGAACUGGCGCGCUACAAGGUGGACAUCGCCGCAUUCAGCGAGGCCCGAUUCUCCGAACAAGGCCAACUGGAGGAGGUGGGUGCCGGUUACACCUUCUUCUGGAGUGGUCGACCCAGGGCAGAGCGACGAGACGCGGGCGUCACCUUCGCUAUCCGGAUCGACAUCGUGGGACAACUGCCCUGUUCGCCGCAGGGAAUCAACGACCGCCUGAUGAGCCUCCGCCUGCCUCUCCGGCGAGGAGGCAAUUUUGCCACCAUCAUCAGCGCCUACGCUCCUCCGAUGACCAGCCCCGACGCCGCAAGAGACAAAUUCUAUGAGGACCUGCACGCCCUCUUGGCGACUGUGCCGAAGGCGGACAAGUUGAUUGUCCUUGGUGACUUCAACGCCCGCGUCGGCACAGACCAUACUGCCUGGAGGGGAGUGCUGGGUCCUCACGGUCUCCGCGGUUCCAACGACAACGGCCUGCUUCUCCUGCGCACCUGCGCAGAACACCGCCUCAUCCUGACGAACACGUUCUUCUCUCUGCCGGAGCAAGAGAAGGCCACCUGGAGGCAUCCUCGGUCGCGUCAGUGGCACCUACUGGACUAUGUCCUCGUUCGGAGGCGAGAUCAGCGGGAUGUGCUGGUGACGAAGGCGAUCGCGGGUGCUGACGGGUGGACCGACCAUCGCCUCGUCAUCUCGAAGGUGCGUAUUCGCCUACAGCCUCGCAGGAGACCACAAGGUAAGCGAUCCCCAGGUAAGUUGAAUGUUGCUUUGUUGUCUUUGUCUGCUCACCAUCUUCAUUUCAGCAAUGAGCUAGCUCAACGGCUGAACAACCUUCCAAACGCUGCCGCCGACGACGCCGUCGCUGCCGAGAACGCCUCCGUGGAGAACCGCUGGUGUCAACUGCGAGACACGGUCCAGUCGACGGCGCUCGCCGUCCUCGAUCGCGCUCCCCGCUAA